Messenger RNA from Fusarium coffeatum, 1086 nucleotides. RefSeq lists its product as uncharacterized. NCBI's taxonomy places the organism in Eukaryota, Fungi, Ascomycota, Sordariomycetes, Hypocreales, Nectriaceae. The coding region runs from base 1 to 1086 and encodes 361 amino acids. The record is from RefSeq and is a predicted model, not a curated record. The transcript is spliced from 4 exons.
AUGUCAGCUUCAGGUGAUUGGGGACCUGCGCCCGAAGGAAUUGACCUCACGGAACAACAAGAUGGAGAAAUCCUCAGACCUGUCAUAGCAUUGGUGACUAUGGGCAUACUGGCAGUAGCAAUCCGAUUCGUCGCAAGGUUCAAGUCAGGAACUAAGAUCGCCAUUGACGACUAUCUCAUUUUAUUGGCAUUGCCGUGCGCUCUAGGCACAGCGGCUCUCUGCAUCGUCAGUAUACCUUACGGCGGUGGAAGACAUCUAUGGGUUGUAACUUUUACCGAAUUCACAAGUUUAUGGAAGAUGGCAUAUUCUUUUGUGCCUAUUUACGCGACUACCGUAACCUUGACAAAAGCUUCGAUCUUGAUGUUUUACCGAAGAGUAUUUGGUAUUAAUAUCGUCCACCACAUCUGUAUGGGUCUAGUCAUCGGAUGGUAUGUGGCCAUCAUUAUUGCCUGGUUCGCCGGCUGUCGGCCUGCUAGCUACUUCUGGGAGCAGUUCACGGACCCUGGAGCAACGGGAUAUUGCAUGGAUACGUCGCUGUUUUACUUCGUUAAUGGUAUCUGCGCCAUGUUGAUUGACAUCGCUGUUCUGUGUGUGCCAAUUCCCACAAUUCUCAAGCUCCAAAUGCCGAACAGACAAAAGGUCGCUGUUGGAGGAAUUCUACUUCUUGGUGCAUUUGUUUGUGUUGCAAGUAUUGUCCGAAUCGUUUAUAUGGAUAAAUUAGUCAAGGCCACAGACUUCACCUGGGCUAUGGCACAGGUCUUUAUCUGGUCUUGCUGCGAGCCAUUUGUUGGUAUUGUGUGUGCCUGUCUCCCUACCUUUGGUCCACUGUUGCGACGAUGGUUCAAAACGGCGACAUCAACGGUAGAGGGUAAGAACAACUCAGAUUCGUGGGACAAAAACAAGCCAAGGAGUCAAUGGAAACCGUACCAUGGCGGCUUCAAGCUGCGUCAGGAUGAUGAGCUGGAGCUAACUGUUGAUGUUUCUCAUGGGGAUGCCCAGUUCGAGAGCAAGAGCGGGAGCAGCAUCUACGUGCAGAAUGAGUUCACUUGGGCUAGUGGGGGCUCCGCCCAGUCAAGGGGAUCAUAA